Molecule: messenger RNA, 2808 nt
Organism: Leptinotarsa decemlineata (Colorado potato beetle)
Lineage: Eukaryota; Metazoa; Arthropoda; Insecta; Coleoptera; Chrysomelidae
Product: patj homolog
Source: RefSeq, a predicted model, not a curated record
AUUGGCGACGUUAAUUUACAUGAAAUGAACUCUGAGCAAGUAGCAACUGUUCUUAGACAAUCUGGCACACAUGUUAGACUAAUAGUUGCUCGAGCAGUUGAUAUAUCAUCUACUGAAUAUAAGUACUUAGGAACUUCAGCACCACUUGUACCAACGAGGCUUUUACAUGACUGUACAGAGUUAGAUAAGUAUCUCAUUCAACAUAAGUACCCUCCGAUUUUCCAGAAAACGGUUGCUACAGAACUUUUCCAAUCAGACAUAUCAAAAUGUUAUGGAGUUAUGGGCCUGUCGAGGGUACCUGCAUCACCUUCUUUGCCCUUGCUAAAUUUGGAUAUGUCCGUUAAAAUGCCAGAAAUGGAAAAAUUCAUAGUGGAGUUGAAGAAAGAUGCCAAUGGCUUAGGUAUCACAAUUGCUGGUUAUGUUUGUGAAAAAGAAGAAUUAUCUGGAAUAUUUGUAAAAAGCGUUAGUAAAGGAAGUGCUGCCGAUUUGAGUGGAAGAAUUAGAGUGAAUGAUAGAAUUGUAGAAGUUGAUGGAUUAUCCCUACAGGGAUACACUAAUCUAGAAGCAGUUGAGGUUUUGAGAAACUGUGGAAACAUUGUGAAACUUUGUUUGGAACGAUAUUUACAUGGGCCAAAAUAUGAACAACUUCAACAAGCUAUAGCUGCCAGUGAAGUAAAUUCAGCACCUUCCCCUGAUGCCCCACGAUUUCUCAUCGAAGAAGAGAGUCUAAAUAUUAUCGGCGAUACUAAUCAUGAUUCUGUUCAUGCACACAAUGGAAGUUUCACCAGUUUCAUUAAAAAUAAUGAUCAUUUUAUUCCCGUUGAUGAAGAGUUGCUUCAAGAGAAAUGGGAAAAGAUUAUCGGACCAGAUACAAAAAUAAUAGUUGCACAGCUCAACAAGUUUGGCGAGAAAGGAGGUUUGGGUAUUAGUUUGGAAGGUACAGUUGAUGUUGAAGAUGGACGGGAAGUUAGACCACAUCAUUAUAUUCGAUCAAUACUACCGGAGGGUCCUGUGGGAAAAAAUGGCAUACUUAAAUCAGGUGAUGAAUUAUUGGAAGUUAAUGGUCACAAAUUAUUAGGUAUGAAUCAUCACGAAGUUGUCAGUAUAUUGAAAGAAUUACCAUUACAUGUUUGCAUGGUCUGUGGUAGAAGUCCAUUGAAUUCAUUUACACAGCGUGAAGAAUCCUUUACAGAGAGAGUAUCGUUAAGUCGCAGUUUGCAUAACCUACUUCCUGCUUCGGAUAGACUAGUUAAAGCUAAAUCGGAUGGAUCCCUAGCCAGCAGUAUAGCUGUCAUAGGGCCCUUAGACCAAACCUUCACCAAAAUGAAAUCACGUUCACUAGAACCAUUGACUGGCCUUGCAAUGUGGAGUUCAGAACCACAAAUUAUCGAACUUGUGAAGGGAGAGCGGGGAUUGGGGUUUUCCAUUUUAGAUUAUCAAGAUCCUAUCGAUCCAAAUGAUACUGUUAUUGUUAUCAGAAGUUUGGUUCCUGGUGGUGUAGCACAACUAGAUAGUAGAUUGAUACCAGGUGACCGUUUACUUUUUGUUAAUGACACUGUUUUGGAAAAUGCUUCACUUGACCAAGCUGUCCAGGCUCUAAAGGGAGCUCCAAAAGGCAUCGUGAGGAUAGGAGUAGCAAAGCCCUUACCAAUUGCAGAUACAGUAGCUCAUAGUUCGUUAGUUGAUAUUGACCCUGCACGAUGCAUUAUGAGUAACACUUUUCUGAACUGAUAUUCCAAAAGUUAUGUUGAUGUUUCAUAAUAAUAUUUAAAUAGCCCCUGGAAGGAGCUCCAAAAAGCAUCGUGAUAAUAGAAAUAUUUAAGUUAUUACCAAUUUCAGAUUCAGUACGAGGGUCACUAUUUAUAUUUUGAGACCAAUAACAAAAAACAUUAAUUUGUAAUUGAAAAUCACGACACCUAUCCUUUUUCCUUAUUUUACUGAAAACUUCUGGCAAACAAAUGUUUCUUUCAGUACCAUUCAGAAUUGAAUGUUCUAUGUUCCUAUAGAGGUAAUGUUGUCACAUGACCAGGUGACCAUUUGUUUAAAAGUGUUUCAUGCGAGUUUUAGUUAGAUUUUACUUAUCUUGAAACAUCCAUACAGUUGAAUACUGUUUUCUUUCUGGCUCAAAUGCAUAGAUCCAUAAUUAACCACCUGUUCCAAUCUUACACAUGUCUUUUGAAGCAUUUUUAGCAUUUGUUUACACCAAUCAAGAUGGAAGAUUGAAUGAGAUCAAACCUUUUUCACAGUUAAAUGUGGAAUAAUGUGACAUUUUAUAUAUGCUAGUGAAAAUAAUGCCUAACACUACCUCAAUCUCACAGUGUUCCUUGACAAUCUUGUAUUAUGACACAACUAAUUUUGGACGACUUUCACAGCGUUCAUCGCUGAGCGAACGGCGGCAGCGAUUAAACUCUUUAUCAGUGUUUCACAGUGGCAAAAGUCCAAGUAAACUGAUCGAUGUACUCCUGUCUUGAUAAUCUAUAUCAAUUUUGCACUGAGACAUAAUUUUCAAAGCACCAAACUACACAAUACUCAAAUGUGUUCAAAUGACAAAAUGUUUUAACGCUUGUGGUUAAAAAUGUCAAACUUUCAAUUGGGAACGUUAGAUGGCAUAUAAUAACACAGUGUUGCGAAGGCUCACGAUAUAAAUUGUGGCCAAAGUAAAACAUAGUAAUUUAGUUGAUGGUUAUCAUACAUAAUGCAUCAUUAGUACCAUUUUUGUUAUCAAUAUUUUAGAAGUUUUGUUCAUGUAUUGUAAUGAUAUUUAAACAGAAAUAUGAAUUAAAAAUUAUAGCUAUUCUGUAAAUUGAA